CAUAUAUGAUUUAAAAAAUCGCGAAAGCUCUAAUCCAAUGCCUCGUCGGGAUUUACAUGACUUAUGUAAAUCCCGACAUGUUGGGUGUUGGUAACACUGUGCGGGUAAAACAAAACAAUGUUCCAGGCCAAGAAUAAACUAUUAAAAAAAAAACAAACAAAACUAUGAAAAUGUAAACAUGGCGAGUGACACGGACGAUUUAUUUCGAAAUAUUGAAAAUAUCAAAUUAACUGUGAGGCAGUCGUUCGCUCGUGUAUAUGCAGGCCUUAAAGCCAGAGAGCUGAAAACUUUGAGGCAGCUAGAUGCACUACGUAAACAAUGCGAAGAUGACAAAGACUUGGCGAGGAAUUGUAGUGAGAACAUACAAAUUCGUUACGAUAAUGAGUCCAUAUUAUUAGAUAACGUAAGUAACUAUGGUGUCAUAGACUUUGAGAAACUUAAUUUUGAUAGUAAUACUUUUUUAUUAGAGGAUUAUGUUAGUCCUAAUGAUGAUCAUAUGUACUCUUAUAAAACUAUUGAUGAACUGACGAGAAACGAUGAUAAUAAAGAGCUCGAAGCUAUAGAAGAGGCUGCCAUGAAAGAGAUUACGAGAACUGAGAACUGUGUUUGUUACGUUGAUAUUAAAACUGAAGAUGUAUCAAAAAAGUUUCGUGACUUGAACUGUUAUUCCUCUCCAAAAAAGAACUGUAGUGUUAGUAUACAUUCUGAAAAACAUGAAGUUAUUUCUGAGAAUGUUACAGAUGAAGAGAAGAGUGAUAGUUCAGAUUCUGAAAUAAAGAAAAUAGAUCCGACUGAUGAUUGGUUAAAUUCAAUUAAAAAUCAAACUGAGACAGAGCCAACUGUGGCAGAUGCAAUGGAACACAGUACUAUAACCUGUUCUUAGCAGACGAUAAUAGCAAAUCCACCCCUUUCUCAUUGUUACUUAAUUAACUAAAUAAAUUUUUAUAUUUUAUAUAUCUAUGCUUAUAAUUUUGAUCUUCAUGCUU
Molecule: messenger RNA, 986 nt
Organism: Diatraea saccharalis (sugarcane borer)
Lineage: Eukaryota; Metazoa; Arthropoda; Insecta; Lepidoptera; Crambidae
Source: the annotation of a GenBank genome assembly